AUGGGCUGCAUGGCUCAACGCUCACCUUAUGCCGGGAAGCGACCCAUCGGAUACCCUGUUAUAGAAAUCAGUACUGCAAAUUCGUUAGGAGACAGGUUUGGUGAUGAUGCCGUCUCCACAACAACUGUAAAGCUACCUGUCGAAGCUCUAGGUGACGCAGAAUUGGUAAGAAGAAUGAGUAAGCUGCCAAUAGACCAGCAACCAUUUUGGCUAAUCAACUGGAGAGCUCUGGAGGCACAAAGGCAAAACCCUCAGUCUUUUCCACUAAAGCCUAACACUUUUAUUGACGGAAUGAUGUUCCAAAGAUAA
This is a messenger RNA of Arctia plantaginis, 309 nucleotides long. NCBI's taxonomy places the organism in Eukaryota, Metazoa, Arthropoda, Insecta, Lepidoptera, Erebidae. The record is from the annotation of a GenBank genome assembly.